Molecule: messenger RNA, 3403 nt
Organism: Lynx canadensis (Canada lynx)
Lineage: Eukaryota; Metazoa; Chordata; Mammalia; Carnivora; Felidae
Gene: FAM110B
Product: family with sequence similarity 110 member B
Exons: 5
Coding region: 804-1916 (370 amino acids)
Source: RefSeq, a predicted model, not a curated record
CCCCGUGUGUGGCGGGCCCGACCUUCCUACCCGUCGUCCCCGGGAGCUUGGCGCCCGGCCGGGGACCGCACCGCCCGGGGCCGGGGAGCGCGGCCGAGGCGCGGUGAUCGGCAUGUGCUAGCCUAAAAGGGAACGUGCCCGGCGAAGUUUUCCUGAGGAAGGUCAUCCCCGAGCUGAGUCACAGCUACCUCCCUAAGCAAAGACUUGAGCACCUGUGAGGUUUGAGGCGUGGCACGGCUCCACUUCUGAAAGGUGGAGAUGUCUCCAUUGUAUAGAGGAGAGCCUCGUUGAGGGAGAUGAAUUGACUUGCCAAGGUCAUGUAGCCCGUGACGGGGGGGCUCCGAGUGUCUGUCCGCAUCUGUGUGAAAACCUGAAGAAAUCCCCAGUUGGGCAUCCAAAGCGCCUACCCUGUUCUUUCUGCAUCUUGAAUCGAGCAUUAACAGGACACUCUAAGGUCUGAAGGGGAAAUAAAAGCUCUGCCUGCAGUCGAACACAAAGACCCGGAGGAGACUCCCACGUCGUUCGGGGAGAAGAAAGGAGGCGGCCGGGCGCAUCAGAGGAACUCGUGGCUCGUGGCCUUCCGGAGAGGGGGGCGAGCGGAUCGGAGGCGGGGGGCGCGGGGGGCGGUCGGCGAGCCGUGAGAUGAGGCGCCGCCGCCGCUGCUGCUGCUGCUGCUGCUGACGACUCCCAGACCCCAGGCUCCGUGCGCCGCCCUGCGUGCUUCAUGUACAUGUGUCUGCCCCGCGCACCCGGAGGCGCCCAGACGAGAAUCCAACACGGCUGCCGGGGAGAGGCCACCCACCAUGCCCACGGAGACGCUCCAGACAGGUAGCAUGGUGAAGCCGGUCAGCCCCGCGGGCACCUUCACCUCGGCCGUGCCCCUGCGCAUCCUCAACAAAGGCCCCGACUACUUCCGCAGGCAGGCCGAGCCCAACCCCAAGAGACUCAGCGCCGUGGAGAGGCUGGAGGCCGACAAGGCCAAGUACGUCAAGAGCCAGGAGGUCAUCAACGCCAAGCAGGAGCCCGUGAAGCCGGCCGUGCUGGCCAAGCCGCCCGUGUGCCCCGCCGCCAAGCGCGCCCUGGGCAGCCCGACGCUCCGCGUGUUCGGCGGCCACGCCAAGACCGAGAGCGGCGUGCAGAGGGAGACCCUGAAGCUCGAGAUCCUGAAGAACAUCAUCAACAGCUCGGAGGGCUCCAGCUCGGGCUCGGGGCACAAGCACAGCGCCCGGAACUGGCCGCCCCACCGGCCGGACUCCGCCGACCUGCAGCGGCACUCGUUCGCCGAGUCCCUGAAGGUGUACCCCACGCAGGGCCGCGGCAGCCCGCAGGAGGGCGGCUCCCACGGGGGCCGGCGGCUGCUGGAGCCGGCGGCCGAGUCCUUCCUCCACGUCUCGCACAGCUCCUCGGACAUCCGCAGGGUGACCAGCGCGAAGCCCUUGAAAGCGAUCCCCUGCAGCAGCUCCGCGCCCCCCCUGCCUCCCAAGCCCAAGGUCGCGGCCGCGGCCACCGCGAAGUCCCCCGAGGCCGACGCGGUGGAACCGGCCUGCGGCGUCAGCCGGAGGCCCUCGCUCCAGCGGUCCAAGUCGGACUUGAGCGACCGGUAUUUCCGGGUGGACGCGGACGUGGAGAGGUUCUUCAACUACUGCGGACUGGACCCCGAGGAGCUGGAGAACCUCGGCAUGGAAAACUUUGCCCGGGCCAACUCCGACAUCAUAUCCCUCAACUUCCGCAGCGCAAGCAUGAUCAGCUCAGACUGCGAACAGUCUCAGGACAGUAACAGUGACCUUAGGAAUGACGACAGUGCCAAUGACCGGGUGCCAUACGGCAUCUCUGCCAUCGAAAGAAACGCGAGGAUCAUCAAGUGGUUGUAUAGCAUCAAACAAGCCAGAGAGUCACAGAAGGUCUCCCACGUGUGAGACAGAAAGGCCGUGCGAAGGAGGGAGGGGUGGGUCUCUGUCUGUGCAUCCGCAGUCGUGAAGGGUGUGAGGUCUCCUUGAAGUGUUGUGAGCUUCUCCACUCUCUUUGUGUUGCUUGUUGUGCAAUGUUUCCAAGUUGCAUGCCUGUCAACAUGGGGACCGACCCGGCUUCCACGUCCACCAUCGCUGCAGAGCCCGGCUGAACGCACGUCACCUGCCAAGAGUUUGCGGCCAGAAUCCAGAAUCCAACUAGGGCUUCGAUCUUUUGAGCAAAACUGUUUACACGAAAAACGGUAGACAACUUCUUCGAUAUUUAUGUGGUUCUUGUGUUUUUCUAUCCCGCGCUAUUGUGUCUUAAUUAAAAAUCUUAUCCACUGGCUUUUAAGUUGAGAGGAGAACCGUUUCGAAGUAAAAAGCCAAUUUGCCUACACGCGAGACCCAAACAGUGGGGAAGGAAAUGGGAUCUGCUACCAAACGGAUAACAGUGACUGACCUGAGUGAGAGAACCAGGCUGGGUUUUCUGAGGAAGAAAAGCGGUGAGCCUGAUGUUAAGCGUUCGCAUAUUGGAAUUCUCCUGCCACUCGUUAAAGUAAUGGGGCAACCGUGCUACGUUCUGUGUCCGACUCCGUGUGUAAAAUGUUGGUGCUUCUGUGUAAUACUGACCCCGAGGAAAGACAAUCAGAUACAACGAGGGCGAUUAAAUCUAGGAGUCCGGGGGUUGGGGGUUUUGUUGAUGUUCUGAUUUGGGUUGAUUCCAAAAUUCCUACUAUUAAUCGUUUGACGGGAAUGGCCAUCCUAAAGCUGAUACUAAAUGUCUUAAAAAACAAAACAAAACAAAAAGGUGUUUGAUCAAGAACUGAUUCUAUGCUGAUUCUCUUCCCUCUCUCCUCCCCUUCCUGCGUUGUUGAUUUAUUUGGGAGAGGGGGGUGGGGCUUGUGCAGGUUUGAGUUCUCUGAAGACAUAAACACAAAUGGAAAUACCAGCCAUAUCAGUAUAGAGCCUCCCAUGCAGAAGUGAAUACCUUCCGUAGCUGAACCAUAUCCGAGCAGUGCGAUUGUGUUGUCUUGCCUAUGUUAUUCUCUCAGGCUGUGGACCUUUGUUACAGCUCUAGGAAACUGUAGAGACAUGAUGCCAUGUAGCUUCCCGCCCCCCCCCCGCCCCCCCCCCUCCGCCUUUGGUCUCUAGUGCUGCCUAUCAACUUGUUCCCUGAUUUCCCCAGUAACCUGUCCCACAGGUGGUUAGUUAGCUGUGGACCAGCUGAUAGUCGCGGUGCGGUCGCAGAGAGGUAAACGUGUGGCAGUCUGCUUCAUUGCUCUGUACUCAUGCCCCGAAGUUCUCAGCAGCACUACCUUAGACUUCAUCGGCUAAUGGGAAACUUUUUAUGGUGUAAAUGCUGUAAGACUUUGUACAUACUUCAGUUGUUAUGAAAUCUUUAAGAAACAAAAAAAAAAAGUUACGCUAAUAAAUAGCUCUGGUGCAGGCACUAA